This is a messenger RNA of Penicillium taxi, 1071 nucleotides long. Its product is annotated as NAD(P)-dependent alcohol dehydrogenase. Gene Ontology annotation, biological process: D-sorbitol catabolic process. The transcript is spliced from 3 exons. The coding region runs from base 1 to 1071 and encodes 356 amino acids. Gene Ontology annotation, molecular function: zinc ion binding; L-iditol 2-dehydrogenase (NAD+) activity. The record is from RefSeq and is a predicted model, not a curated record. NCBI's taxonomy places the organism in Eukaryota, Fungi, Ascomycota, Eurotiomycetes, Eurotiales, Aspergillaceae.
AUGUCUUCUACAACAGCUGAAAACCUUUCCUUCGUCCUAGAGGGCAUUCACAAGGUCAAGUUCGAAGACCGACCAAUUCCUACUUUGAAAAAUGCACACGAUGUUCUGAUUAAUGUCAAGUACACCGGUAUCUGCGGCAGCGAUGUCCAUUACUGGGAACAUGGAGCUAUCGGUGCUUUCGUCCUCAAAAGCCCCAUGGUGCUAGGUCACGAGAGUGCAGGUAUCGUUACACAGGUCGGUUCAGCCGUAACUACUCUAAAGGUCGGCGACCGCGUCGCCAUGGAACCUGGUACUUCCUGUCGUCGGUGUGAGCCCUGCAAGAGCGGCAAGUACAAUCUCUGCGAGCAUAUGGUCUUUGCUGCUACGCCACCGUACGAUGGCACCCUAGCCAAAUACUAUACUCUCCCUGAAGACUUUUGCUACAAGCUCCCUGAGCAGAUGUCGCUGCAGGAAGGUGCGCUGAUGGAGCCACUCAGCGUGGGAGUCCACAUUGUGCGCCAGGCACAAGUAGCUCCCGGCCAGACAGUGGUCGUGUUCGGUGCGGGACCAGUGGGCUUACUCUGCUGUGCCGUAGCCACAGCCUUUGGGGCUUCCAAGGUCAUUGCAGUCGAUAUUCAGCAGGCACGUCUGGAUUUCGCGAAGGAGUACGCUACUACUUCUACCUUUAUUCCCGGCAAGGGGUCUGCCUUGGAGAAUGCUGAGAGACUCAAGGUGGAGAAUGGCCUGGGUGCUGGGGCCGAUGUUGCUAUUGAUGCGUCGGGCGCAGAGGCUUCUGUGCACACAGGUAUUCAUGUUCUGCGUAAUGGUGGUACCUAUGUGCAGGGUGGCAUGGGACGUAGCGAGAUUCAGUUCCCUAUAAUGGCUGCCUGUUCUAAAGAGUUGACCCUUCGGGGAAGCUUCCGCUAUGGCAGCGGGGACUACAAGUUAGCGGUUGACCUGGUUUCAUCGGGCAAGGUGGACGUGAAGAAACUGAUCACGGGCACAGUCAAGUUUGAGGAAGCGGAGGAGGCGUUCAAGUCAGUUAAGGCUGGAAAGGGCAUCAAGACCUUGAUUGCUGGAAUUGAUGUGUGA